ACAUCACAUGGAGAAGGCGCAAGCAAUCGACGAUUCUUUGGAGAAUCAGAUCGAAUACAAAGGCCAUAGCAGAAUGAAGAACUACUCCAACUAUAGAUCCGAGGUGUACGAAUUCACGGGCGACGUACGCCUGCAGGGAAGCCCGGCCACCAUUUUCAUAGGAUCACCGAUCGACUACAACAUUCCCCGCGAAAUAAAACCAUACGCGAGGAAAUACGAUCCCCCGGGCAUGGUAGCCAUCUCUUCUGUCCAAAUAAAGGCAGCACCCCCCGAAAAACUCCCGGUUUGUACGAAAACCCUGGACGUCCCGGGCAUCCUCUUCUCCACCGGUGGACACACGCAUAACUACUUCCACAGCAUCACCGACGUGAUGGUCCCGCUCUUCGCCACCUCCCAACGCUUCAACCGCGACGUCAUCUUCCUCGUCAUCAACCACAACUCUUCUCACUUCACCACCGAGCACAGAAAAACCCUAGAAAGUCUCUCCAGACACGAAGUGGUCGAUAUCGAUAUAGAGAAUCGAACUCUUUGCUUCACAAAUAUGAUUGUGGGACUCAAAGCUCACCCAUCCGAUCUAUCCAUCGAUCCAUCCCCAUUUGCGAGGCUCUCCGCUCGAAACCUCACAAGGCUUCUACGCAGCACCUACUCCUUGAAGAGAGACUCAGUGGGCGAUCAUAGUCGGCCUCGGUUGCUCGUCGUUUCAAGAAAAAAAAUAUCGUAGGCUGGCCAAUGAGUUCCAGGUGGUUGAACUUGCACGGGAGCUGGGAUUCGACUCUGUCUUACAGGAUUUGGGAGACUAUACGAGACAAUUUCCCCAUAUCUUAUUGUUAAGUUAGUAUUGAUUUACCAUAUUUGUUGCGUAUGAUAUUAUUAGAUUUGAUACACUUUAUUGUUGAGAUAUUAUCGUAUCCCACAUAUUAUAAAUAUGUGUGGAACCUAUCAUAUUAUUCAAUCAAUGAAAUAAGAGAAUUCACAUUAU
Molecule: messenger RNA, 979 nt
Organism: Salvia splendens (bonfire salvia)
Lineage: Eukaryota; Viridiplantae; Streptophyta; Magnoliopsida; Lamiales; Lamiaceae
Product: alpha-1,3-arabinosyltransferase XAT3
Exons: 2
Coding region: 8-721 (237 amino acids)
Molecular function (GO): glycosyltransferase activity
Source: RefSeq, a predicted model, not a curated record